Myotis daubentonii (Daubenton's bat) is the source of this 1947-nucleotide messenger RNA. RefSeq names its product potassium voltage-gated channel subfamily D member 1 (gene KCND1). Lineage: Eukaryota; Metazoa; Chordata; Mammalia; Chiroptera; Vespertilionidae. Gene Ontology annotation, cellular component: dendritic spine; postsynaptic membrane; neuronal cell body. Gene Ontology annotation, molecular function: protein binding; A-type (transient outward) potassium channel activity. The record is from RefSeq and is a predicted model, not a curated record. Gene Ontology annotation, biological process: action potential; protein homooligomerization; potassium ion transmembrane transport.
AUGGCGGCAGGCGUGGCCACGUGGCUGCCCUUUGCGCGGGCGGCUGCGGUGGGCUGGCUGCCCCUGGCCCAGCAGCCCCUGCCCCCGGCGCCAGCGGUGAAGGCCUCUCGAGGGGAUGAGGUUCUGGUGGUGAACGUGAGCGGACGGCGCUUUGAGACCUGGAAGAACACGCUGGACCGCUACCCGGACACCCUGCUGGGCAGUUCGGAGAAGGAGUUCUUCUACGAUGCUGACUCGGGCGAGUACUUCUUCGAUCGCGAUCCGGACAUGUUCCGGCACGUGCUCAACUUCUACCGCACCGGCCGCCUGCACUGCCCGCGGCAGGAGUGCAUCCAGGCCUUCGAUGAAGAGCUGGCCUUCUACGGCCUGGUGCCUGAGCUCGUUGGCGACUGCUGCCUGGAGGAGUACCGGGACCGGAAGAAGGAGAACGCGGAGCGCCUGGCGGAGGAUGAGGAGGCCGAGCAGGCCGCCGAAGGGCCAGCCUUGCGGGCCGGCAGCUCCCUGCGCCAGAGGCUCUGGCGCGCCUUCGAGAACCCACACACUAGCACCGCGGCCCUCGUGUUCUACUACGUGACCGGCUUCUUCAUCGCCAUGUCAGUCAUCGCCAACGUGGUCGAGACCAUCCCGUGCCGAGGCCCCACCCGGCCGCCCCCCCCCAAGGAGCAUUCGUGUGGGGAACGCUUCCCUACGGCCUUUUUCUGCAUGGACACGGCCUGCGUGCUCAUUUUCACGGGUGAAUACCUCCUGCGGCUCUUUGCUGCCCCCAGCCGCUGCCGCUUCCUGCGGAGUGUAAUGAGCCUCAUAGACGUGGUGGCCAUCCUACCCUAUUACAUCGGCCUCUUCGUGCCCAAGAACGAGGAUGUGUCUGGCGCCUUUGUCACCCUUCGCGUGUUCCGGGUGUUCCGCAUCUUCAAGUUUUCCCGGCACUCACAGGGCUUGCGAAUUUUGGGCUACACACUCAAGAGCUGUGCUUCUGAGCUGGGCUUCCUCCUCUUUUCCCUCACCAUGGCCAUCAUCAUCUUCGCCACUGUCAUGUUUUAUGCUGAGAAGGGCACAAAGAAGACUAACUUUACUAGCAUCCCCGCAGCCUUCUGGUAUACCAUUGUCACCAUGACCACACUUGGAUAUGGAGACAUGGUGCCCAGUACCAUUGCUGGCAAGAUUUUCGGAUCCAUCUGCUCACUCAGUGGUGUCCUGGUCAUCGCUCUGCCUGUGCCAGUCAUUGUUUCUAACUUCAGCCGCAUCUACCACCAGAACCAGCGUGCUGAUAAGCGCCGAGCACAGCAGAAGGUGCGCUUAGCAAGGAUCCGGUUGGCAAAGAGUGGCACCACCAACGCCUUCCUGCAGUACAAGCAGAACAGGGGCCUUGAGGACAGCGGCAGUGGGGAGGAACAGGCCCUGUGUGUCAGGAACCGUUCUGCUUUUGAGAAACAACAUCACCACUUGCUGCACUGUCUAGAGAAGACAACGUGCCAUGAGUUCACAGAUGAGCUAACCUUCAACGAGGCCCUGGGUGCGGUCUCGCUGGGUGGCCGCACCAGCCGCAGCACCUCUGUGUCCUCCCAGCCAGUGGGGCCUGGCAGCUUGUUAUCCUCUUGCUGCCCCCGUAGGGCCAAGCGCCGUGCCAUCCGCCUUGCCAACUCCACUGCCUCGGUCAGCCGUGGAAGCAUGCAGGAGCUGGACACUCUGGCGGGGCUGCGGAGGAGCCCUGUCCCUCAGAGCCGCUCAAGCCUCAAUGCCAAGCUCCACGACAACCUUGACCUGAACUGUGACAGCCGGGACUUUGUGGCUGCCAUCAUCAGUAUCCCUACCCCUCCUGCCAACACCCCAGAUGAGAGCCAACCUUCCUCCCCUGGUGGCGGUGGCAGGGCCAGCAGCACCCUCAGGAACUCUAGCCUGGGUACCCCUUGCCUCCUCCCUGAGACUGUGAAGAUCUCUUCCCUGUGA